Molecule: messenger RNA, 2374 nt
Organism: Phacochoerus africanus (Common warthog)
Lineage: Eukaryota; Metazoa; Chordata; Mammalia; Artiodactyla; Suidae
Gene: P4HA2
Product: prolyl 4-hydroxylase subunit alpha 2
Exons: 16
Coding region: 367-1974 (535 amino acids)
Biological process (GO): peptidyl-proline hydroxylation to 4-hydroxy-L-proline
Cellular component (GO): endoplasmic reticulum
Molecular function (GO): protein binding; iron ion binding; procollagen-proline 4-dioxygenase activity
Source: RefSeq, a predicted model, not a curated record
AGCUCGGGCGCAGGCAGAGGUCGCCGGGCCGAACCUUCUGCCCCCACGGGCUUGGAGUUGGGGGUCGCGCCUCUCGCCGUGCUGCCCGGGCCGCAGCUCCGCGCCCUCCGCCCUGUUUGUACCCCCGUGUGGGUUCCUGUCCCGCCGCUGCGUCCCCUUCCCGAGCUCGGGGUAGUGAGACAUCCUUUUAGAACCUGCGUGGUUUUGCUUCAGCAGCCGCGGCGACUUGUAACUAGUUAACUAAUUCAACAAACGGACCCCUGUGUGUGUCAGAAACUGCAAGGAGUUGCUAGCCCAGUGGGGCAGGCGGACUGGAAGACCAGGGAAGUCCAGGCCCAGGGCAGUGUGAUACUGCCCUCUGUAACCAUGAAACUCCAGGUGUCCAUGUUGCUGGUGGCCUGGUUUGGUGUCCUGAACUGUGUGCAGGCUGAAUUCUUCACUUCUAUUGGGCACAUGACAGACCUGAUUUAUGCAGAGAAGGACCUGGUGCAGUCCCUAAAGGAAUACAUCCUGGUGGAGGAAGCCAAGCUCUCCAAGAUUAAGAGCUGGGCCAGCAAAAUGGAAGCCCUGACCAGCCAGUCGGCUGCUGACCCUGAGGGCUACCUGGCCCACCCUGUGAAUGCCUAUAAACUGGUGAAGCGGCUGAACACAGACUGGCCUGUGCUGGAGGACCUUGUCCUGCAGGACUCGGCUGCAGGUUUUAUUGCCAACCUGUCAGUGCAGCGACAGUUCUUCCCUACUGAUGAGGAUGAAGCGGGAGCCGCCAAGGCCUUGAUGAGACUUCAGGACACGUACAAACUGGACCCAGACACGAUUUCCAGAGGGGAUCUUCCAGGAACCAAGUACCAGGCAAUGCUGAGUGUGGACGACUGCUUUGGCAUGGGCCGCUCAGCUUACAAUGAAGGGGACUAUUACCACACGGUGCUGUGGAUGGAGCAGGUGCUGAAGCAGCUCGAUGCUGGGGAGGAGGCUACCACAUCCAAGGCCCAGGUGUUGGACUACCUGAGCUACGCAGUCUUCCAGUUGGGCGACCUGCACCGUGCCCUGGAGCUCACCCGCCGCCUGCUCUCCCUUGACCCAAGCCAUGAACGAGCUGGAGGGAAUCUGCGCUACUUUGAACGGUUGUUGGAGGAAGAAAGAGAAAAAAUGUUAUCCAAUCACACAGAGGCUGGGCCUUCCACCCCAGGAAACAUCUAUGAGAGGCCUGUGGAUUACCUGCCUGAGCGGGAUGUCUACGAGAGCCUCUGUCGUGGGGAGGGUGUCAAACUGACACCCCGAAGGCAGAAGAGGCUUUUCUGUAGGUACCACCAUGGCAACAGGACGCCACAGCUGCUUAUCGCCCCCUUCAAAGAAGAGGAUGAGUGGGACAGCCCGCACAUCGUCAGGUACUAUGAUGUCAUGUCCGACGAGGAAAUCGAGAGGAUCAAGGAGAUUGCAAAACCCAAACUUGCACGAGCCACUGUUCGUGAUCCCAAGACUGGUGUCCUCACUGUCGCCAGCUACAGGGUCUCCAAAAGCUCCUGGCUGGAGGAGGACGACGACCCUGUGGUGGCUCGGGUGAAUCGUAGGAUGCAGCACAUCACAGGGCUGACAGUAAAGACUGCAGAAUUGUUGCAGGUCGCUAAUUAUGGAAUGGGAGGACAGUACGAGCCGCAUUUUGACUUCUCCAGGAAGGAUGAACAAGAUGCUUUCAAGCGUUUAGGGACGGGGAAUCGUGUGGCCACGUUCUUAAACUACAUGAGUGACGUGGAAGCUGGUGGUGCCACCGUCUUUCCUGAUCUGGGGGCUGCAAUUUGGCCUAAGAAGGGCACAGCCGUAUUCUGGUACAACCUCUUGCGGAGCGGGGAAGGUGACUACCGAACGAGGCAUGCGGCCUGCCCUGUGCUUGUGGGCUGCAAGUGGGUUUCCAAUAAGUGGUUCCAUGAACGAGGACAGGAGUUCUUGAGGCCAUGUGGAUCAACAGAAGUUGACUGACAUCCUUUUCUGCCCUUCCCCUUCCUGGCCCCAUAGCCCGUAUUGUCUUCAAGUUCAACAUGACAGACCUCCCUGUGUGCUCCAGCCCUUGUCACAUGGGUCUUUGGAGGCAUGAAUGUGUUUCUGGAGCAGAGAGUGGACUGGGGAAGGUCCUGAGUGACAUGGGUCCAGUCUCUCCGGUCAGUCUGUGCUCUCUCUGGUCCAGGGGUAGUGUUGGAGUGGCUGCAGCAGAGUCAGGCUGUCUAGCACCCAGUAAGGUGCUUUUGUACCUCAGAUGCUUUAGGUGUGAGAUAUUUCAAUGAACCAAAGUUCUGAUACCUUGUUUACAUGUUUGUUUUUAUGGAAUUUCUAUUAAUGUGGCUUUAACCAAAAAAUAAAUUGUCCCUGCCAGAAGCCUUAA